Tigriopus californicus is the source of this 966-nucleotide messenger RNA. RefSeq names its product proteasome subunit alpha type-2-like (gene Prosalpha2). The transcript has 4 exons. The record is from RefSeq and is a predicted model, not a curated record. Gene Ontology annotation, biological process: ubiquitin-dependent protein catabolic process. The coding region runs from base 209 to 925 and encodes 238 amino acids. NCBI's taxonomy places the organism in Eukaryota, Metazoa, Arthropoda, Copepoda, Harpacticoida, Harpacticidae. Gene Ontology annotation, cellular component: proteasome core complex; proteasome core complex, alpha-subunit complex.
UGUGUGUGGCUUUUCCUUUUGCCGAUUCAUUCUCUUGAUCUCUUUCAGCCGAAGAAGGGCAGAACUGCUGAACAGACGAGGCUAAUAAAGCGAGAAGUCCAAUCCCGGAUUUCCGACCACCCCCGAUUCCACCCGAUUCCACCCCACUGGCAACACUAGCUAGACCUGCUCCGUCUCGCAAUCCACCUGCAACCCACGUCGUUCCAUCAUGGCUUCCGAGCGCUACUCGUUCUCGCUCACCACCUUCAGUCCGUCGGGCAAAUUGGUGCAGAUUGAAUACGCCUUGGCGGCCGUGGCCUCCGGGGCAGCCUCGGUAGGCAUUAAGGCCGUGAAUGGCGUGGUCUUGGCCACCGAGAAAAAGCACAAGUCCAUCUUGUAUGAAGACCACUCGACCUACAAGAUCGAGAAGAUCACGGAUCACAUCGGCAUGGUUUACUCGGGUAUGGGCCCGGAUUACCGUCUCCUGGUGCGACGAGCCCGCAAGAUGGCCCAAGAUUAUCUACUCAUGUACGGCGAGACCAUCCCCACCUCGCAACUCGUCCAGCGGGUGGCCAAUGUCAUGCAGGAAUACACGCAAAGUGGUGGCGUUCGUCCAUUUGGCGUUUCACUCUUGAUCGCUGGCUGGGACGCAUCCGUUAACAACGGUUCACCCAUCUUAUUCCAAUGCGAUCCCUCCGGAGCCUACUUUGCCUGGAAAGCCACCGCCAUGGGCAAGAACUACGUUAAUGGCAAAACUUUCUUGGAGAAGCGAUACGACGACAAACUUGAACUCGAGGAUGCCGUUCAUACAGCCAUCCUCACUCUGAAAGAAGGCUUUGAGGGUCAAAUGACGGAGGAUAACGUAGAAAUUGGCAUCUGCGAUGAGAACGGAUUCCGUCGAUUCACGCCCGAGGAAGUGAAGGACUAUUUGACCAAUAUCGCUUGAUUCGUUUUUUACUAUGCAAAUACAACUCUCGAGAAAGUGAA